Carlito syrichta (Philippine tarsier) is the source of this 4143-nucleotide messenger RNA. It is a transcript of the gene SGSM1, whose product is annotated as small G protein signaling modulator 1. Gene Ontology annotation, biological process: activation of GTPase activity. The record is from RefSeq and is a predicted model, not a curated record. The transcript is spliced from 24 exons. The coding region runs from base 9 to 3383 and encodes 1124 amino acids. Gene Ontology annotation, molecular function: GTPase activator activity. NCBI's taxonomy places the organism in Eukaryota, Metazoa, Chordata, Mammalia, Primates, Tarsiidae.
AGCAGAUCAUGGAGGAGGCCGUCACGCGUAAGUUUGUCCAUGAAGACAGCAGCCACAUCAUCUCCUUCUGUGCGGCCGUGGAGGCCUGCGUCCUGCACGGGCUGCGGCGGCGGGCAGCUGGCUUCCUGCGCAGCAACAAGAUCGCGGCUCUCUUCAUGAAGGUAGGCAAGAGCUUUCCGCCAGCAGAGGAGCUCAGCCGCAGGGUCCAGGACCUGGAGCAGCUGAUGGAGAGCACGAGAAACCAGAUGCAGGGCCUCCAGGAGAAUGUGCGGAAGCUGCCAAAGUUGCCCAACCUCUCUCCACUCGCCAUCAAGCACCUGUGGAUCCGCACCGCAUUGUUUGAGAAGGUCCUGGACAAAAUUGUGCAUUACCUUGUGGACAACAGCAGUAAAUACUAUGAGAAGGACGCCCUCUUGAUGGAUCCUGUGGACGGCCCCAUCCUGGCAUCUUUGCUGGUGGGGCCCUGUGCCCUGGAGUACACCAAGAUGAAGACGGCAGACCACUUCUGGACUGACCCCUCAGCCGAUGAGCUAGUCCAGAGGCACCGCAUCCACAGCUCACACCUGCGGCAGGACUCGCCCACCAAGCGUCCAGCCCUCUGUAUCCAGAAGAGGCAUUCGAGUGGCAGCAUGGAUGACCGGCCAUCCCUCUCUGCCCGAGACUAUGUGGAGUCCCUGCACCAGAACUCCCGGGCCACCCUGCUGUACGGCAAGAACAACGUUCUGGUCCAGCCGAGGGACGACAUGGAAGCUGUGCCGGGGUACCUGUCCCUGCACCAGACGGCUGACAUCAUGACCCUGAAGUGGACGCCCAACCAGCUGAUGAAUGGCUCUGUGGGGGACCUGGACUAUGAGAAGAGCGUCUACUGGGACUAUGCCAUGACCAUCCGCCUGGAGGAGAUUGUCUACCUGCACUGCCACCAGCAAGUGGACAGCGGCGGAACGGUGGUGUUGGUCAGCCAGGACGGGAUCCAGAGGCCACCCUUCCACUUCCCCAAGGGUGGGCACCUCCUGCAGUUCCUCUCAUGCCUGGAGAAUGGGCUGCUGCCCCAUGGGCAGCUGGAUCCACCACUGUGGUCCCAGCGGGGGAAGGGCAAAGUGUUUCCAAAACUGCGCAAGCGAAGCCCUCAGGGUUCUGCUGAGUCCACGUCCUCAGACAAGGAAGAUGACGAGGCCACGGAUUACGUGUUCAGGAUCAUCUACCCUGGCAUGCAGUCAGAAUUGGUUGGCCCCGACCUCUUGGGCAGCACUUCCCCCGUCUCCCUGGGCCCUGCCUGGACGAUGGUUCCCGCAGGCCAGUCCAUGCUGGUGGUAGCCAGGGGAAGUCAUUGGGCACAAGCCAGAUGGAACGCCAUCCUCCCCACACCAAGCCUGAAAGAACAGCUUCCCAUCCCCCAGGAUCUGAUGGAUGUCUCUGUGAGCAACCUCCCAUCCCUGUGGCAACCCAGCCCCCGGAAAUCCUCCUGCUCAUCUUGUUCACAGGGUGGCUCGGCCGAUGGUGGCCCAAGCAAUGGCUGCAACCACGAGAGGGCUCCCCUGAAACUUCUCUGUGACAAUAUGAAGUACCAGAUCCUCUCCAGGGCCUUCUAUGGAUGGCUUGCCUACUGCAGACACCUGUCCACCGUGAGAACCCACCUGUCAGCACUGGUCAAUCACAUGAUCGUGUCCCCGGACUUGCCCUGCCAUGCUGGACAGGGGCUGACAGCUGGAAUCUGGGAGAAGUACCUUCAGGAUAGCACAAGUUACGAGGAGCAGGAGCUUCUGCGCCUCAUCUACUACGGGGGCAUCCAGUCAGAGAUCCGUAAGGCCGUGUGGCCCUUCCUCCUGGGUCACUACCAGUUUGGGAUGACGGAAACAGAAAGAAAGGAGGUGGAUGAGCAGAUUCAUGCCUGCUAUGCACAGACCAUGGCCGAAUGGCUGGGCUGCGAGGCGAUCGUGCGGCAGAGGGAGCGGGAGUCCCAUGCGGCAGCCCUGGCCAAAUGCUCCUCGGGGGCCAGCCUGGACAGCCACCUGCACCGGAUGAUGCACAGGGACUCCACCAUCAGCAAUGAGUCCUCCCAGAGCUGCAGUUCGGGCCACCAGAACAUCCGCCUGCACAGCGACUCCAGCAGCAGUACACAGGUGUUUGAGUCUGUGGAUGAGGUGGAGCAGGUGGAAGCUGAAGGCAGGUUGGAGGAGAAACAGCCCAAGAUCCCCAAUGGGAACCUGGUGAACGGCACUUGUUCCCCAGACUCUGGCCAUCCUUCCUCCCAUAACUUCUCCUCGGGUCUCUCAGAGCACUCAGAGCCCAGUCUGAGCACAGAAGACAGUGUCUUGGAUGCCCAACGGAACGCCCCCCAAGUGCUGCAGCCUGAUGACGGCAGCCUAGAUGACAGGCAGAGCAGUCAGGCCACCACUUCUCAGGAUGAGGCCCCCCGUGAGGAGCUGGCUGUGCAGGACAGCCUGGAGAGUGACCUCCUUGCCAACGAGAGCCUGGAUGAGUUCAUGUCCACCACUGGCAGCAUGGAUGUAACCCUGCCUGAAAAGGAUGCCAUCACAAAGGAGGGCUGGCGGGGCAGCGAGGCGGAGAAAUGUGGCCAGGUGGACAGUGAGGACAACCUCUCAGAGGAACCUGAGAUGGAAAGUCUCUUCCCCGCCCUGGCUUCUCUGGCUGUAAUGACUUCUGCCAACAACGAGGUGUCCCCUGUCUCCUCCAGCGGUGUCACCUACUCUCCCGAGCUUCUGGACCUGUACACAGUGAACUUGCACCGCAUCGAGAAAGACGUGCAGCGGUGCGACCGCAACUACUGGUACUUCACACCUGCCAACUUGGAGAAACUGCGCAACAUCAUGUGCAGCUAUAUCUGGCAGCACAUUGAAAUCGGCUAUGUCCAGGGCAUGUGUGACCUUCUGGCUCCACUACUGGUCAUUCUGGAUGAUGAGGCCCUUGCCUUCAGUUGCUUCACGGAGCUCAUGAAGAGGAUGAACCAGAACUUCCCCCAUGGAGGUGCCAUGGACACACACUUUGCAAACAUGAGGUCACUGAUCCAGAUCCUGGACUCAGAGCUGUUUGAGCUGAUGCAUCAGAACGGAGACUACACUCACUUCUACUUCUGCUACCGCUGGUUCCUGCUGGAUUUCAAGCGAGAACUCGUCUACGAUGAUGUCUUCUCAGUCUGGGAGACCAUCUGGGCUGCCAAGCAUGUCUCAUCCGCCCACUAUGUCCUGUUCAUCGCUCUGGCUCUGGUGGAAGUCUACCGAGACAUCAUUUUGGAGAACAACAUGGAUUUCACAGACAUCAUCAAGUUCUUCAAUGAAAUGGCCGAGAGACACAACGCCAAGCAAGUCCUGAAGCUGGCCCGGGACCUCGUGUACAAGGUGCAGACGCUAAUUGAGAACAAGUGAGGGGUGCUUCACCCAGGUGGCCUCAGCAGAGCUGCCCCCUCCUUGCUCCUCUGUCCACUUUUCCUCCUGGACGGAGGGCCACGCCAGGAACAGGGUCCAGACGUCUGUUUACGAGCAUGACUUCUGUGUGAAGAGAAACUGCCUUGGCUUUGGCCACUGAGUGGGUAGAGUGGAGGGGGUGCCCCUUCAGCUCAGCCUUACAUUUUCCUAUUUGACCAAAGAUUGCCCAAGUCUGGCAUUUCUCCCUGGCAGGAGUUGGAGGUUGGUGGUGGAUGAAGGAAACAUAUAAUUCCUAGUUUCCAGAAUGGUCUCCCCUUCUUUCCCUAUCCCUCCAAACUGUCUUGUCAGAUGAGACUUGGGGAAGGAAUUUUUUUGGGAAACUGGUCUAGGUGUGUGGCGCUACCCCUAUACUCUGAAAAGGGCCUUUGGAUAUAUUCCAGAACAUGGCUGGAAGAUAGACUCAGCAGCAUCUCUCCCCUCAGCGCUACUGACAUUUGGGGCCAGGCUAUUCUUGUGAAGGGGACUGUUCUGUGCAUUGUAGGAUGUUGAGGAACAUCCUGGUGUCUACUCAGUAGAUGACAGGAGCAUCAUCCUCCACCCUCAGUUGUGACAACCCAACAGAAUGUCUCCAGACAUUGCCAGAUGUCCCCUGCGGGGCAAAACUGCCCACAUUUGAGAACUACUAGCUUAAAGGAGGGACUUCAAAUGCACCGCCUGACCCACUGUCUAUACUAAGCCACCCUGUGUCCCUAGACCUCCC